UCCUCUGGUUAGAUUGUCCAUUGUCGCUUGUCCCUGAAUGCAUCAUUAGGCCAAACUGAGCUGCCGUAGUGCGUCACAUGUUGACUAGUGUGCUAGUUCAUGCUACCGAAAGCUUGACAAAAUUUAGAAAGCCAGAGGCAAAAACGAAGAGUUAUCGAGACACUGUUCUGUUGCUGUCGGUACUUUCGUUUUAAAUGUAUUAAUAUGGCCGUUUAUUGUUGGAUAAAACACACCUGUUAAUUUUUAAUGUAUUCUGACAGGCUAAUGUAGCCUGUUUGCUAGCCAAAAAGAGUUGACAUCUCACUGUUGGCUUCGGGUUAGCUAACAUAGUCAACACAGGAGCUGAAAUAAAGAGAGCUCCAGAUGCGGCUAAAGGACCCUUUCUCUUUGAAAGCCGCCGAUAUGACUAAGCGGACUAAUAAACCAAGGAAACCUCGAGAUGAAGAGUCAUCAGAUGAAGUCAGUGGGUUGACAUGCCAGCACGUGAGUAAGGCAGUGGACCUGAGCUCAGUGAAGAAGUCUGUACUCUCCAGCGUGUGGUUGGUGUGCUCUGAGUGCCUAAAGGAGAGGACCAUGAUCGAUGGAGAGCCAGCAGCAUCACAUGACAUCCUGGUGUGCUUAAAGUGUGGUUUCCAGGGCUGUAACCAGUCGGGGAUCCAGCACGCUGUCAAGCACUACCAGGCUUUCCAUCCAGAGUCUCACUGCAUCACCAUUAGCUUGAGCACAUGGAAGGCCUGGUGUUUUGAAUGUAAUGAGGAGCUUUCCACUCACUGCAACAAGAAGGCUUUGGCUCAAUCACUGGACUUUUUACAAAAGCACUCUGUCAAGGCAACAUCAGCAUCACCCAAGAUUAUCAAGCUGCGAGAGGAACCAUCAGAUUAUACUGAGCUACCCAGAGGCAAGAGUCCGGUCAUCAACAGCACCUUGGUUCCUGUCAAAGGCAUCAAUAACCUUGGUAACACCUGUUUCUUCAAUGCUGUUAUGCAGAAUUUAUCCCAGGCACACAUGCUCAUUGACCUUAUCCAGGAAGUGAAGGAGAAAGGGUACAAACUGAGGAUCUGCCCCCCUGUCGAGACCAAUCUGAGUCCACUGACAGUAACGCUGCCCAGUCCAGAGCCCCUGACUGCGGCCAUGUUUCUCUUCCUUCAGAGCAUGAGAGAACCAGGGAAAGGCCCAGUCAACCCCAAGAUCCUUUUCAAUCAGCUCUGCCAGAAAGCUCCACGCUUCAAAGGCUACCAACAACAAGACAGCCAGGAGCUUCUGCACUACUUACUGGACUCCAUACGAGUAGAAGAAACUAAAAGGGUGAAAGCAGGCAUUCUGAAGGCUUUCAACAAUCCCACAGAGAAGACAGCAGAUGAGGAGACCAAACGCCAAGUCAAAGCAUACGGGAAGGAAGGUGUGAAGAUGAACUUUGUUGACCGUAUCUUUGUAGGCGAGCUGACCAACACAAUUAUGUGUGAAGAGUGUGAGCAUAUCUCCACAGUAAAGGAGGCUUUCAUAGACAUCUCUUUGCCCAUCAUAGAGGAGAGGAUUUCAAAACCAUCCAAUCCUAGUAGGCUGGGCAAGGGCAGCAGGGAGCAGGACACCCACAUGGCUUACACUGACCAGGUUCUUUCUGCAGCGCACCCUGUCAACCGAAACACCAGAAAGCUGAGUGGACAGAAGCAACAGACCAGGAGGGCUUCAAGCUCUGUGGAGGAGAAGGGAGCAGGCUGCGGUGCGGAGCGAACAGAGGAAGAGGCAGUAGCUGGUGGAUCAGCUCGUGGUGUCACAGUUUGCAAGAUGGCCGCUGCUGGCAGCCUAUCAGAUGGCAGUGAAAGAGAAUCAGGUGCUCAGGACAGCAGUAAUGACGCUGACAGUGAAGCCUCAGAGAGUGAGUGGGCCCCACGCACCUUCUCCUCCAGCCAUGGGCACGGGCACAUGUCCACCCCAUCGUCCACUUCCACCCUCACUCCAUCCCCUACGCUCAUCUCUGCCUCCUCCCCCUCAUCAUCAUCCUCCACAAGGCAAGGUAGCGCUGUAGAGCAACUAGUUACUGCAGUGGCCAAAGUCAACCUGGGUUUCACCUCUGGGGACUGCUCACCUUCGACGCACUGUUCUCCCGAGGAGCAGGGAGAAUCACAGUCACGAGAUAACCUCCACCAUCAGCACCACCAGGGAGCUUUCCAGGCGCUGUCCCACAGUUACACACCCAGCUCCAAGGAGUGCUCCAUCCAGUCCUGCCUCCACCAGUUCACCUCUGUGGAAUUACUGAUGGGCAAUAACAAGCUGCUGUGUGAGAGCUGCACCGAGCGCAGACAGAAACAGCUACGCAAGAGCAGCUUAGCCGAUAAGAAGGUGGAGAAGAUUUACACCAGCGCCAGGAAGCAAAUGCUGAUAUCCUCACUACCUCCAGUCAUCACAUUGCAUCUGAAACGCUUCCACCAGGCAGGGAUGAACCUACGAAAGGUGAACCGCCAUGUUGACUUUCCACUGAUCUUGGAUCUGGCUCCAUUCUGUUCAGCAUCCUGCAAGAACCUGGCAGCUGGUGAGUGUGUCCUCUACAGUCUCUAUGGGAUUGUGGAACAUAGUGGCUCAAUGCGGGGGGGGCACUACACUGCAUAUGUGAAAGUGCGCUCUCCCCAGAGGAAAACAGAACCGCAACACAGGAACUUGUCAGGUGCGAGAGAGGCCAGCAGCAGCUCCCAGGGCCAGUGGGUGUACAUCAGCGAUACCACUGUUCAGACGGUACCAGAGUCAAGGGUACUCAACUCUCAGGCAUAUCUGCUCUUCUACGAGGAAAUGCUGUAAUGUAACCAGUGAAAGUAGUUUUCCCUAAAAAUGAGUUUUGCUUUGUAUUGUUUUUGGUACAGCCUGUACAAAUCCUCCUACUGUAUCUGUGAGUGGGUGGAGGGAAGAAAAAGGGAAAGACUUCACUGUACACUCACUUUUCUUACAUGAGAAGAAUGGCCACUUUUAAGUAUCUUAGGUAUAUAAAAGAUUAACAUCAGAUAUUGAAGUUAUUAUUUUCUGCUUUGAUAUAGUCCCGAUUUUCAUUCAUGUUUCUAUUAUAAAAAUCCCACUGUUUCAAAAGUAGUCAGGCGAAAAGAGUGUUAUUGAACCUGAGCUGUUCUAAAUUUAUCAUCUAUCUCUUAUCACGAUCAUGUGCCUGAGAUAUAAACUGCAUGAAGGAGUUUGCUACAGUAACUAACAGGAAAUAAGCAGAGUUAUUGCAUGCUAAACUGUGCUCAGCACUGACUAGUUGAUGUCAAUAGCGUUUGUAUGUACAUGUGUGUGCACAUACACACAUGUAUGAGUGAGUGUGUGAGUGAGUAAGAGACAGGAGAAUGUAGUUUUAAGGUGCUGCAUGUAUCAUUUUCAAAUCAGUUUACGAAUGCCUGAUUAAAUUGGUGUAGUUGGUAUAAUUAACGUAAAAACUCAGGACCAUCAGAAAGAAGAUUAGCUCCUCUGUCAGUGCUCUGCACAACAGAUUUUACAUUGUCUGCUCAGAUUUGGUGAGGAAUGUGCUUGAGUGUUUCUGGUAAUGGCAGAUGAUAGAUGGUAAGAAACGGUAGCAGAACAAUGAAUUCAGACAUGUUUGUCCUUUUCACUUAAGACAUCAUGACUGAGCAUAAGGACAGGUAGCAAUAUCAGUCAUGACAGAGUUUAUGGGAAAUAUGGUCAUACAUUUGAGAAACUCAAGCGCUACCGAUGGUUUUGUAUAGAGGCUAUUAAUUGCCUCAGCCUUGGCCCUGUUUAUUUAUGAUAAUAAUAAAAACUAAGUUAUCAUAUCUUCCAGUAGUUUAAAUUGAGCAGCUGAUUGAAAUAGUUGCACACAGCACCUUUGAAGAGUAGCACAACAGUUAUUUUAUAACCUACUUUAAAUGGAUUGUUCUUUUUUUACAUCAGAAUGUAUACAUGUAAGACUAUCAGUCAGUAACAUUUGCCAAAGACGAGUUUUGCAGCUGCAUGUCAGAGCAGAAAAUCAAAACCAAACACUCAAGGAGUUUACUUCAUACAGACUUUCUUUAACAUUUGUUCUCUCAAGGUCAUCAGUUUGGUUCCCGAGUGUCGUUGCACAAACAAAUGAACUGGAUGUUUAUCAGCCCAACAGCAAAGCACCUUGUUUGCCUUUUAUUGUCUUUCAGCUCUACUGUAACUCUGUAGGCGCACACACAAACCCAUUAAGAUGCUUGACAAAGAGUCAGUACUGCAAAACUGACUUUUUUAUUCCCUAAUGCUAUCAAUAAGGUUGAGCAAAUAAUAAAAAUAUUUUUGAAGAAAACCUUGACGGCUUCAAGCCGUAGUAGAAAAACAUCUUUGCUGUUAUGUGCAUGGGUUAAUGUUCUAAUGAAUGUAUUGCCUAUUCUUGAAAUGUCUCUGUCAGAUAAACUGUUCAUCUUUUUCUAUGAAAAUAUUUUAAACCUUUUUCUUGCUUGUUGGACAUUUGCCAAAACAGUAGAAAGGAAAGGGUUAAACAUAUGCAUUAGAGUCUAGUUUAUUGUUUCCUUUCUAAACAAGGACAAAUUCAGUGCCUAUGCUUCAGGUUUAAAAAAACCUGUGCAUGGUGAGAAGAAAGACAUGCAGCAUUAAAUGCAAAGAGUGACGUGUGGCAUAUUUAUGUACAGUAUUACUUACUGUAAGCAGAAAUAAUAAGGAGUUUAUGUAAUUGUACAUACUAAUAACAAUACAAACUCAUGGUGCUUCAUGCGUGCAGGGUUUUUCCUCAAGACAGAUUUUUGUUUUCAGAAAAUCACAUUUAAUUUCAGUUUUGAAAUAAUAAACACUUGGAAUGAGUAUAACUACAUACUAUAUCAAAAUAAAUCUAAUUUAUGAACCGAAUAUUUGACAGGACUUGUUUAUCUUUAUGUUUUAGCCUCUCUUGUGCAGUAGCACUAGUAGAUGAUGGAUCACAAUGGAUUUUGUGUUUUUUGCCUUGGAAUUUAUGUCAUCCUGUUUUUGCUCUAAGCGAGAUGUUGUCCACCAUUGCUCAUGGCUGUCACUGCAGAUUCCAGGGUGCCAUAUUCAACCUGUCUUUGCCGGUGAUCAACCCUGACGGGUGCAGAGCAGCGCUGCUUCAGAACAUGUCGCGAGCUGGUGAAGAGGAGGUGGGUGUGGAAUCAGGAAAAGGGCAGCGUCCAAAAACAUCGCCUUACAUGUCCUCUUUCUUCCACACGCCGUGACAUCCAAGUCAUGCUGCUGGAGCAUUAAAGCAGGCAGGAAGCAGCAGUAGACGUUUUUUUGCAGCCAAGUGAAGAAGCGGCUGAAUCCACUCAUCUCUGUCUUUUUAACCUCUGAAACACCAAAGGAGGACAGUCAGUGCCUUAACACAUCGCAGCAGAAUUAACAGUUAAACACUGGGAAUGGAGCUGAAUAAUAUUUCCUACCUGUUGUGGUCUUGAAAGAUUCCUACACCCUGACUGGCUGCUGCGUGAGGAUCAGCUCAUCCUGUACUGCAGAGAUGACACAAGACUCAUCAGCGGAGGUCAGAGGAGGAGGUGGAGAGGUAACAAAGGCGCAGUCUGGUUCUCCGGUGGGUUCCUCACUCAUAUUCACAGCAUCCAGGACCGAAGCAGUGACU
This is a messenger RNA of Xiphias gladius (swordfish), 5563 nucleotides long. RefSeq names its product ubiquitin specific peptidase 45 (gene usp45). The transcript has 19 exons. Gene Ontology annotation, molecular function: zinc ion binding; cysteine-type endopeptidase activity; cysteine-type deubiquitinase activity. The coding region runs from base 364 to 2793 and encodes 809 amino acids. NCBI's taxonomy places the organism in Eukaryota, Metazoa, Chordata, Actinopteri, Istiophoriformes, Xiphiidae. Gene Ontology annotation, biological process: protein deubiquitination. Gene Ontology annotation, cellular component: nucleus; cytosol. The record is from RefSeq and is a predicted model, not a curated record.